AAAAGAAAAAGAAAAAGCAGACAUCAUCCUCUCUCUCUCUCUCUCUCUCUCCUCUGCAUCACGAUCAUGAUGUGAUUUCGUGGCGCGAUUUGGCGGUCGCGAGCUUUUCUCGUGCGGACAUUCGCCCGAAUUCCUCUGACACCGUCUUCUCUAGGUCAAAUCUCUCUCUCUAAGUCGCACUAGUUAAACCGGUGCUGGCUGGAGUGGAGUGCGCAGAUCUCGCUGCUCUUGCUGCUGCUCUUGCUCCUCAGUCUCGACUUUCAGUUUCGCUUCGGGUAGAUCGGAGGGAUUUUGAGCUCGCUCCGCUCAUGAACGAGGUAAAAGAAGAAGAAUCUUUUGUCCCACCUAUAGAAGACGAAACUACUGAAGUCGAGCAUUUACUCGAAGAGCCUGAAAAUGAUUACGUCUCAGUGGAUGGUGUCUUUUGCUCUAACAAGGAGAAUACCGGGAAGUUCUUGGAUGUUAAAGACUUCCAUGAUGAAGUGGAGUUUAGCCUCAGAGCUACCAAUUGUGGACUGGAUUCCUACAUUACUCCCGAAGGAGGAGAUGCACUGAAUUUUGGACAGGUGCUUGAUGGAAUUUUGGAUGAAGUUGAUGAUAUGGAAGGGCUCGAUUCUAUGGAUGGUCUUUCUGUUGCAUGUGAAGAUUUUCUUUUAGACAUGGAUGUUGCUCAAGAAGUCUCUGCAUUGGAUAUUGGUCUUUGCAAUGGCCUCCGCUUGGGGAAUUCUAGUACAGACAGUCAUUCUCCCGGAUAUAGUGGAAGUAGUAAUGGUGCUGUUGAAAUGUCAGAAUCAUCUGAUGCAAUUAAUCCAGAAUUCAAUUGCAAUGACGAUUCGUGUCAAGGAAGAAUUGGUCCUGAGGAUUGCAAUUGUCUUUCACGCGAUUCAAUUAAGGUUGAUCAACUGCAGAAUAGUUCAGAUUGUGUUAGCUUGCUGUCAAGCCGAAACAAAAACAAUCCUGCUGCAGAAAGCAGAUUGGGAGCUUGUCCUACACAAAAGAGACAGCGGAAGCCUACUCGUAGGUACAUCGAGGAAUCGGCAAAUAUGGACUCUAGUCAUCUCAGACCAGAGCAAAAGCCUUUUGCUUUUAGUUCAAAGAAGCAUGUGAACUUUAGAACUCCUGAUCAGCUACACAAUGUGGAAUCCACAGAAUUAACGUCAGUUCCUGUGAAGGAUUGUCCAGAAGAAACUAGCAUCAAAACACUGCCUACCCCUCACUUACUGGGAAGACAAUUGAAGAAACACGAACCCCUUAUGGAAGAUGAUUUGGGAGAGUAUUCUUCUGCGUCUGAAUCUGAAGAUGAUUUUGUUGGACGGAAACCUAAGAAGGGUAUUGAUCGGAGGAAGCAUCAAAGGAUGUGGACUCUUGUUGAGGUGACAAAGUUGGUUGAUGGCAUCUCUGAGUAUGGAGCUGGAAAGUGGACCGAUAUAAAGAGGCUUUUCUUUGCUACGUCUGCCUACAGGACACCCAUAGAUCUCAGAGACAAGUGGCGGAACCUUCUGAGGGCUAGUCAUGCACUAAAAUUACACAAGGGAGAGGCCGAGAAGAAGGAGAAGAAUGCUGUCCGUCCACUGCCAAAGUCCUUGCUACGCCGGGUCCGUGAACUGGCGACAAUCCAUCCAUACCCGAGGAACUACACUUCGAGAUCUCGCCCAGUUCCUACUGCGAAGAAAGGUGCUAGCAUCAGCUUCAAUGGAAGAAAUGUACGUAGAAGAAUCGACUCUUGAAAGAAGCAUUUGCUAAAGCUGUAUACAUAGUAGCCGCAAAGCGAGAGAAGGAAAGAAAAAAACUGAACUUCUGCUUCAUAUCGAUCUUCGAAAGAGAAAAAAAAAAAAGGGGGAUUCUCUUCUAUUGUAGGUAGUCUCAGCUGGAGUAAGUGUUGCCACAAAAUGUGGUGAACAUUGCAUUGCGCAAAUAAAAGAGUAAGAGGACAGGUUAAUUCGGUUGUCUAA
This is a messenger RNA of Rhodamnia argentea, 1952 nucleotides long. RefSeq lists its product as uncharacterized. The record is from RefSeq and is a predicted model, not a curated record. Bases 309 to 1727 code for a protein of 472 amino acids. NCBI's taxonomy places the organism in Eukaryota, Viridiplantae, Streptophyta, Magnoliopsida, Myrtales, Myrtaceae. The transcript has 8 exons.